Durio zibethinus is the source of this 2086-nucleotide messenger RNA. Its product is annotated as Ubiquitin carboxyl-terminal hydrolase family protein. The record is from RefSeq and is a predicted model, not a curated record. Gene Ontology annotation, molecular function: RNA binding. Lineage: Eukaryota; Viridiplantae; Streptophyta; Magnoliopsida; Malvales; Malvaceae.
UAUCGCCGGUUAUAUUGUCGUGUUGGUUAAAACAUAAAAUUUGAGAAUUAACAAAACCCUUUCAAAACCCUUGCUCAGCAUCUCAUUUGCGCAACGCCGCCGAUGAAGUUUCCAAAACAUGUUGUGCACAGGCGCUACAGCGGCUGCAGAACCUUCAGGGACAGCGCCGCCACAACCAUCAAAUUCGUGAGAGACCGUGGCCUAGACCAUGCAGUGGAGCGAGAAAAGAACCUUCGGCCGCUCCUAAAUGUUAAGAACCUCAUCAAAUUGGAACCAUCAAAGUCCCUUCCUAUCUCUAUAAUCUCCCAGCACAAAGACUCCCUCAGGAUCCCUUCCCGACCCAUCGAAUUCAUCCGCAAAUACCCUUCAGUCUUCCAGGAAUUCCUCCCCGGUGGAAUCGGAAUCCACCCCCAUAUCAAGCUGACUCCAGAAGUGCUCGAUAUUGAUGCCGAAGAGCAUUUGGUUUACCAGAGUGAUUCUUACAAGCAACUAGUAGCUGACAGACUUCUGAAACUGCUUAUGAUAUCAAGAAUGAACAAAAUACCCAUCAGGAUUCUUGAUAUACUGAAAUGGGAUCUGGGUCUUCCUCAAAAUUACUUGAAAACUCUCGUCCCAUGUUUUCCCGAUUAUUUUCGUCUUGUUGGGUCUGAGGACUCUGGUCAAUUGGAGCUGGUUUGUUGGAGUGAUGAACUGGCAGUUUCAGUUCUGGAAAAGAAGAACAUGGAGGGAGGAUCAGUGUAUUCCAAGGGGAUGCCUAUAGCAUUUCCUGUGAAGAUUUCAAAGGGAUUUGAGAUGGAUAAAAAGGAGAAAAAGUGGUGGGACGAUUGGCAGAAAUUGCCUUAUGUUUCGCCAUAUGAGAACGCUCUUCAUCUUCCACCAAAAACAGAUGAAUCUGACAAGUGGGCAGCUGCUGUUCUACAUGAGAUUUUAAAUCUUUCUGUUGCAAAAAAGGCAGGGAGGGAUGAUGUGUUGUGUGUUGGGGAGUAUUUGGGCAUAAGGUCAAGGUUUAAGAGAGUUUUGCUUCACCAUCCGCACAUUUUUUACUUAUCCUGUAAGACUGGAACUUAUACGGUGGUUUUGAAGGAGGCCUAUAAGAGGGGGUUGUUGAUCGAGAGUAAUCCAUUAAUGAAUAUUAGGAAUCAAUAUAUUCAUCUUAUGCACACUGUCAGGGAACACCUUUCUAAUCCUAGUGGAAACGAUCAAGAAAAGAAGGCAACCAGUGGUGCACCCAAAAGGGAAGGUGGUGGUAGUGGUGAUGAUAGUGAGGACGAGAACAAUGAGCUGUCAGAUGCCUUGUCUGGUUCAGAUAUUGAGGAUGGUGACAGUACUGUUGAAGAGUAUGGAUAUGAGGGCAGCCGGAAAGAUGCUCGUGAAACUGCAGUAGUUAGUAGAAGAGGAACAAAUAAGAGGAAGAAUGUAGACUUGAAAGCACAUUUGCCUGAUGGUAAAGGUGAAAGCACAAAGGGAAAACAUCAUUGUGUGACUAAAACCAAAAUUCUGCCAAAUGGUUCUAGUAAUGUCCAUUGGAAAUCACAACAGAGGUCGUCAAAUUUACGUCAGAGAAGCAGGAGGUCAUUGCCAGAAUAGAAUUCUAUUCACUUUUGGGCCUGGUUUGCUGCUUGAACAACAUGGACAGGUAAGAGGGAAAACCUAUUGCAAGGCACAGAAAGGGGAAAUUAAAGAACAUAAGGGGAAGAAUGUGGUAUAUUAAAAUAUCCCUGUUCAUGUCCAAUAUUUUCUUGGUUUUCAGCUCUAAAAGAUUUUAUGACCUGUGCAUCUCAUAGAACCAAUUAGUUGCCGCUGCCACCAUUCUCUUUUGUUUUGGAUGCUAUUGGUGGUCUUUUGGUGGAUUUUGACUUCUGGAUUCUUUUUUCUUAAAGGGGUUUGAUAUCAAUUAUCUCUGGUACCAGCUUUUAGAAAAAGAGACACAACAAGGUAGCAGUAACUUAUCUUUGUAUAAAGACCAACUAAAGCUUUUCCUAUCAGAAUUCAAGUUUUAAUGUGAGGAUGCUGGUAGUAAUUGUCUUGGUUUCAUGUUUCUUAACUUGAGAUUAUGAUGUUGUAAUGUGUGGGUGCUGCUAGUAAA